GAUGUAGAUUAAUCAAUUUGUUUAUGUUUAUCCAGUUAAUCUCUAUGUGUUCAUGAGGAAAACAAAUGUUUCAGUUUCACCAUUCAAAUGACAUAAAAACAGGGUUUGACAUGACAGUUAAAUCUGCUUUAAGAAGUUCAGCAACAGGAUAGAUUUAAUUAAUAAUUUUGAAAUGGGUUUUAUUUGACUUUGGGUAAAAUUAUAAAUGUUAUAUUUGAGAAAGAAAGAAAGAAAGAAGGAAAGAAAGAAAGAAAGAAAGAGAGAAAGAAAGAAUUUGAAGCACAGAUAUUACUGCCGGAAGUGACGUAAUAUUCGCGCAUGCGCAGACUAGCUGGGUGCCAUCGCAGAUCGGGAAGCGUCAGGUCUAAACAAAUGCGAACUAGGGGGAUUUUGAGGCUUUUCCCGACCUGGGUCGGACUGAACCGUCAUUCAACCCUGUCCGGAACAUCGACCCGAACCUCCGGAGCUUUCCGGUGAAAUUGAGUUCAGCUCGCGGCAGCUGCACUUCUCUGAGGAUGUCGUCCUUUAAAAUACCAAAGAAGAAGCAACCUGAAGGCUCAGACUCCUCCCACUUUCAUGUGCAGUCUCCACUGUCCCGCCUCCAGAGUUCCGCCCCACUGGUUAAGGGUUACGGGGAUUCCUCCAGCAGAGGCAGGUUAGACAGUCAGCAUAGGGGGGCUCUCAGCCCUGCAGCUGGGAGAGACAGGCCUUUGUUCAGAGAAGUGGUCAAAACGCUGCUGGGACUCAACAGCCCCAAUGAAGGCGGAGUGUCAGCAGCCAAUCACAGGCCGCCGGCGAGCUGGAGCUGCCAGUCACAGGCUGGAGGAUGGCGUCCUAAGAGAGCUUCAGACCGCCUGCUGCCACCAGACAAAUCACAGCCCCUCCACCAACCACAGAGGACAGGCGGGGCAGGUGUGUCCCUUCCCCUCAAAAACACCUCUGUGGAUUCUCUGGCUGAGCUGAGAGCAGAGGGGCAUGCUGGGAGUUGGGGUUCAGAUUCACUGCAAACAGGAGGCGAAUCUACAAAAGACACAGAUGACAGCAAGAUUAACUCAGGAAAACCCCAGAACCACUGUCAGAGUUCUGGACCAACAACCAUCUCAGAGGACUGGGCAACUUCACCAACCAGAACCAGAAUCAAGAUCCGGCUGUCGGCAGCCUCUCCUCUCUCAGAUGUCCGUCAAACCCCCCCCAGCGUGGAGAGGUCCAGUGGGAGGCGGAGCCUGGAUGUGCCCCGGCAGGAUGUGAUGGAGGACCAGAGAGACAGAUGGAAGCGGUUCAGAGAGGGGCGGAGCUCCGUUUCCCGUCCAAAGAAACCCAGAGUCACUCCAGCAGAACCCAUUGUUCUGUCCAGUGAGGAAGAGGAGGAGUCAGGGAGGCGUGGCCUGAGGGGGCGUGGAGGAGGAUCCGCGGCACAGCGGCCCCUCCCACCUGUGUCUCCGCCCUCCUUCCUGCAGUUGCAGUUCACCUCGCUGCACGCCGGACUCAUGCACGCGCACGCCAACGGAGCAGCAACGAUCACAGAGGACUCCAUCACACUUCCUGUCAAAGGAGCGGAUGAAGGCCAGCUGGUGGUAGUGGCGUCUCAGGUUUGUGGUUACGGAGUGUGGGACGGGGGCGUGGCUCAUAGUGGAACUCUGCUAGCGAGCUGGGAAGGCCCCGCCCCCUCGCUGCUCUUUCUAUGGGUGUCGAACGCCCAGGCUAACCUGCUGCACAGAGAACUGUCGGCCAUCCGGACGCUGGGCGGCGCCACAGGGCCUUCCUGCUGCAUCCUCCUGCUGGUUCUGAAGGAGCAGCUGCAGGAGCUCCAGGCCGCCCUGCUGGCCUCCAUCCUGGAGCUGCAGAGCUACCAGCAGGGCCGCUCCUCCCAUGGGGGGCCGGCCUCCCCCCUGGACUGGGCAGAGGGGCUGACGCUGGUGCACAGCUGUCCCUCUCCGGUGGACCGGCACCUCCUCCGUCUGCUGGGACGCUUGGCGGGGUCCGAUCAGCUUAGGAGCAGUCAGAAGAACAAAUCCAAACCAGGACUGUCAGAUCUGCCCUCCAGGCUGAUCCAGUACCCCGUCUCUCCAUGUAAGGGUCGGAUCACUGUGAGCCUGGAGGACCUGGCCUGUCUCCACGCCGGCGAGUUCCUUAAUGAUGUCAUCAUCGACUUCUACCUCAAGUACCUGGUCCUGGAGGGCGUGGCCAAUGCCGUGGCUGAGAGGACCCACAUUUUCAGCAGCUUCUUCUUCAAACAGCUGAGCCGGCGCCACACAGCUGGAGAGGAGGAAGAGGACUGCGCCCCCUCUGUCCCAGACCGCCGCCGCCGACAUCAGCGGGUAAAGACGUGGACGCGCCACCUGGACAUCUUCACCAAAGACUUCUUGUUCGUGCCUGUCAACCAAGCUUCCCACUGGUUUCUGGUUGUGAUCUGUUUCCCGGGUUUGGAAGAACCUCGUCAAGAUCAGCACCAGACUCCUCUAUCACCCGGAAAGGUGGUGGGGCUGAGGUCUGCGCCGCCGCCGGAGUGCACUCUGGAAGGCUGCAACAGAAGGACUGUGAUGAAGAGGCCCUGCAUUCUGGUCAUGGACUCUCUGAGGAUGUCUUCACAUGAUGGUGUCUGCAGGCUGCUCAGAGACUACCUGCAGGUGGAGUGGGAAAUGCGCAGGAGGACGCCGCGCCUCUUCAGCGUGGACACGAUGAAAGGGUAUUCCUGCAGAGUUCCUCAGCAGGGCAACUCUAGCGACUGUGGCGUUUUUCUGCUGCAAUUCGCUCAGAGCUUCCUGCAGAACCCCGUUGUGAACUUUGAUCUGCCGCCACGGUUGGAGAACUGGUUUCCACAGCAGCAGGUCAGACAGAAGCGCGAGGAGAUCCGGAGUCUAAUCCUGAAGCUGCAUCAGAACCAGCUGAGCCACGAGUAACCAGAACAUCUAGAACUGGAUUGGAGCAGAACUCUAGAACAAAACCAGAACAUCUAGAACCCGGCUGAAUCACAACACCAGGGUGAAAACCCAAACUUUGUCUCUGCUUCAUCAGUUUGUUCAACCACGCAUUCCUGUUUUAUUGAAUAAAAUAAUUUAUUUAACUA
Molecule: messenger RNA, 3067 nt
Organism: Oryzias melastigma (Indian medaka)
Lineage: Eukaryota; Metazoa; Chordata; Actinopteri; Beloniformes; Adrianichthyidae
Gene: senp7b
Product: SUMO specific peptidase 7b
Exons: 22
Coding region: 516-2900 (794 amino acids)
Biological process (GO): protein desumoylation
Cellular component (GO): nucleus; cytoplasm
Molecular function (GO): SUMO-specific endopeptidase activity
Source: RefSeq, a predicted model, not a curated record